CGGAAAUAAAUAUACCUAAAUCUCCAACUUUCAACAAUCAAACAGUCUUUCGGCAACGUCCCCCGUACGGGACUAUCCAGAUGUAUGUCAAGAAGCGCAGACCAUCGCCUGAAGGAUGAGGGCUCCAAGACGCAAGUCGUCCUCGCUGGAGCCACGGCCGGGUUAAUUGCACGCUUUGUCAUUGCCCCUCUCGAUGUCGUUAAAAUCCGCCUUCAACUCCAAACCCAUCCCGGUCGCACGAUCAUCCAACCCCAUCCUCCCUCUACGCAACCGCCCCUCUACAAAGGCACCCUCCAGACCCUCGUCCGAAUCUUUCGCGAGGAAGGCCUCACUGCUCUCUGGAAAGGCAACAUCCCCGCCGAAGCCCUGUACAUCACCUACUCCGCCGUGCAAUUCACAACCUAUCGCCUCACAACACUAGGCCUACAGUCCCUCUUCUCAACGCAUCCCCUCUCCCCGCCCACGGAAUCGUUUGUCGCCGGUGCCACCGCCGGUGCUGUCUCUACUACGGUUACAUACCCACUCGACCUACUGCGCACCCGGUUUGCCGCCCAAGGCACCCAGAAAGUCUACCCCAGCCUCUGGUAUGGCAUCCGUUCCAUCGCUACCAACGAAGGUCCCGCGGGCUUCUUCCGCGGCCUGUCCGCAGGCAUAAUCCAAAUCGUGCCAUACAUGGGCCUUUUCUUCUCCGUCUACGAGACACUGCGCCCCUACAGCGCGACGCUGACACUACCGUUUGGAUCUGGCGAUGCGGUGGCUGGUGUAGCGGCCAGCGUGUUUGCCAAGACUGCCGUGUUCCCGCUUGAUCUGGUCAGGAAGCGGCUGCAGGUUCAGGGUCCGACGAGGCGGCAGUAUGUCGUUGGUGGGUUGGCGUAUAGAGGCGUUGGGGGGAGCAUGAAGGCGAUUGUGAGGAGAGAGGGGUGGAGAGGGCUGUACAGGGGAUUGACGGUUAGUUUGGUCAAAGCAGCGCCGGCGAGCGCGGUGACGAUGUGGACAUAUGAGCGUGCGUUGGCAUUUUUUAUAAGCUUGGAUCAGGCGAAGGAACAAGAGCAGGAGGCGACGUCGCCGUGAAUAUAGUUGGGAAUGGGAACUGGCGCUCGGUGUGUAACUGGAUGGGGGUUAUUUGUAGAAUUACUGUAAUAUGUACAAGAUGCUGCUCGUGCGUCUGCGGAAAAGUCUACGUAUCAGUCACGUAAAGGCAAGGAAAAGCCAACAAACACUACCAGCGAUACUUUUAGAAGAUACUAGUAAUAAAUAUAAUAAGGACUUUUUAUUAUCUAU
Pseudogymnoascus verrucosus is the source of this 1281-nucleotide messenger RNA. It is a transcript of the gene TPC1, whose product is annotated as mitochondrial thiamine pyrophosphate transporter. Gene Ontology annotation, molecular function: thiamine transmembrane transporter activity. The record is from RefSeq and is a predicted model, not a curated record. The transcript has 2 exons. Lineage: Eukaryota; Fungi; Ascomycota; Leotiomycetes; Thelebolales; Thelebolaceae. Gene Ontology annotation, biological process: thiamine pyrophosphate transmembrane transport. Bases 85 to 1071 code for a protein of 328 amino acids. Gene Ontology annotation, cellular component: mitochondrial inner membrane.